AUGGGUAUUACGGGGCUUCUCCCACUCAUCAAGUCGAUUCAUGAACCAACCCACCUUGAGCAUUUCGCGGGCAAGACCAUUGCGGUUGAUGGCAAUGUGUGGCUUCACAGAGGCGCGUUUGCCUGUGCCUUGGACUUGGCUUUGAAACAAGAUACCAAAAAAUACAUUGAAUACUUCCUGCGACAAAUCCAGUUACUCAAGGUUAAUGGCGUUACACCAUAUAUUGUUUUUGAUGGCAAUCCCUUACCCAUCAAAUCCGUCACAGUGGAUGAGCGCCGCCGACGUCGAGAAGCCGCUCUAUCCAAAGGCAAGGAACUAUUGGCAUCAGGAAGAAGACAAGAAGCUAUGGAGUAUUUUCAAAAGGCAAUCGAGAUCACUCCUCGCAUGGUACAGCAAAUUGUCAAGGUUCUCAAGGAUAAGCGGAUCGCGCAUGUCAUCGCACCCUAUGAAGCAGAUGCCCAAUUGACAUACUUGAUCAACACCAACAAGGUGGAUGCUGUUCUUACCGAGGAUUCCGACUUGCUUGUUUUUGGUUGUCAUACGGUCUUCUUCAAGAUGAAUGCAUCGGGACAUGGAGUGAUGAUUCGUCGACAAAACCUGGAGAACGCCACUGAAAUUGACAUGAGGGGAUGGAACAUGACAAAGAUACGACACAUGUGUAUUCUCUCCGGUUGCGAUUAUUUGCCAUCAUUGCCUGGCAUCGGUUUGAAGAUUGCACACAAGCUGUUAAAGAAUUAUCGCACCAUCGAUGGGGUCUUUCGAUAUUUCCGCGCAAGUGGCAAGAUGAAGGAUGUGCCGGACUAUGAAGAAAAGUUUCAAUGUGCCAAUGACGCGUUCCUUUACCAGUUUGUGUGUGAUCCAGACACUGGUCGCUAUAUCCCCCUUCAUUCUCCCCCUGCUGGCGUAGAACCUGAGAACAUGAAGUUUCUUGGAUCAUCUGAUAUCAUCAACAACCGCUCUUCUUCAUGUGCUGAUCUCAACAUGUCUCUCGAUUCUCAGCAAAGCAACGACACAAUCAAUAGCAAUAGCAACAGCAGCCUCGAUAGCAGCAGCAUCAAAACAGUCUCCAGCACUACUUCCAACAAGGAUAUCAGGAAAUACUUUGACCAAAGCAACAAAGAGAACAUUCCUCCAUGGGCAGUUUUGCCGGACAACAAGCCUAUACGAGAAACGAAUAAUAUCACUGCAAGAGAUAUCUUCAAAGUUUUCAACACCAAAGCAGCAACUGCAACAACAAGCUCUCACAACAGCCAGCUAUCUUUAGCCAGCAACACACACAAAAAGCCAUCACCGUUCUUGAAGACCAACAACAGGAUAUCUCUUGGAGACAAGUCAAACAACUCUGAAAGAAGCAACAGGGUGUCUCUUGGAGACAAGUCAAACAACUUGGAAAGAAACAACAGGAUGUCUCUUGGUGAUAAAUCGAAUCAUUCUUCAGCGUCCUCUUUGCAGAAACGAAAGAAAGGCGCAAUGUCAGCUCUUGGAAGUAUUGAUAUGAACAGGAUACCCGAUGAUGAUUCCAUUCCACCGCCUUCAUCCAAGCGAAGAUCAUCACCACCACCACCACCAUCACAAUCAUCACCAUCACCAUUAUCAUCAUCAUCACCUUCAUUGACAACAAAGACAACAUCAUCCCGAAAUACCUCUGAGCAACAAAGACCCAUCAUAACAGCAUCAUCCUUCUUGUUUUCAUCCUAG
Lichtheimia ornata is the source of this 1698-nucleotide messenger RNA. RefSeq lists its product as uncharacterized. The record is from RefSeq and is a predicted model, not a curated record. Gene Ontology annotation, molecular function: DNA binding; 5'-flap endonuclease activity; 5'-3' DNA exonuclease activity. The transcript is spliced from 6 exons. Lineage: Eukaryota; Fungi; Mucoromycota; Mucoromycetes; Mucorales; Lichtheimiaceae. Bases 1 to 1698 code for a protein of 565 amino acids. Gene Ontology annotation, biological process: DNA double-strand break processing; mismatch repair; DNA recombination. Gene Ontology annotation, cellular component: nucleus.